This is a messenger RNA of Indicator indicator, 3236 nucleotides long. It is a transcript of the gene RFK, whose product is annotated as riboflavin kinase. The record is from RefSeq and is a predicted model, not a curated record. Bases 162 to 629 code for a protein of 155 amino acids. Lineage: Eukaryota; Metazoa; Chordata; Aves; Piciformes; Indicatoridae. Gene Ontology annotation, cellular component: mitochondrion. Gene Ontology annotation, biological process: riboflavin biosynthetic process; FMN biosynthetic process. The transcript is spliced from 4 exons. Gene Ontology annotation, molecular function: riboflavin kinase activity.
GUUAUCCCAGGGCUGUGUGCAUUGAAAACUGGAAGGCUCCACCUGUUUUUUUCUCCUUCUUGGUAGCGCCCAGAUCAAGGUGGUGGCGAGCGUUGAUCGCGGGUAGACGGAGUUCAGCGGCGCGUUGGGCUGGGAGCUGUUGGCGGCUCUAGCUGGCUGUCAUGAGGCACCUGCCGUACUUCUGCCGUGGGGAGGUGGUGAAGGGUUUCGGCAGAGGCUCCAAGGAUCUAGGCAUCCCCACCGCUAACUUUUCUGAGCAAGUAGUCGAAAGCUUUCCAUCUGAUAUUUCUACUGGUAUAUACUAUGGAUGGGCAUGUGUUGGAAAUGGAGAUGUGCAUAAAAUGGUUUUGAGCAUAGGAUGGAACCCUUUCUAUAAGAAUAUUAAGAAGUCAGUGGAAACACACAUUAUCCACACCUUUAAAGAAGACUUCUAUGGAGAAAUUCUUAGUAUAGUCAUCACUGGAUAUAUUCGGCCAGAAAGAAACUUUGAUUCCUUAGAUGCACUCAUUUCAGCAAUUCAGGAAGACAUUGAAGAAGCAAAAAGACAGCUAGAUUUACCAGAACACCUUAAACUCAAAGAAAAUAACUUCUUUCGUCUACCAGAAGGCAAAACAGUAAACAAACACUGAGGAAAUCUAUGCUGCUGUUUGUUUGUUUUUUCUCUAACCUCUCCUAUAUUACAGAGCUUUUAUAUUUGCACUGCUUUUAUAAGUACUUCAUUGUCAUAGGUCUAGGUUUCCUUGUGUUAGUUCAUCAUAAAUCCAGUAAGAGAAAAGGAAGAGAAGGCUGGUUUAAGUCCUUACAGAUAAAUUGUGUAUCAUAAAGUUACCAUUGUUCAGAGAUCUGAGCACAUACAGAACAUUACCGAGGUUAAUUGUGACCUCUUUUGACCUUGAAGUGUGAAUAUUUAGUUUAAGUGAAGAAUACCUGUUUUUAACAUGCAGAAUGUUAUUCCAACUUCUUUUCCCAGUUUUCUGUCAAUCUUAUGUCUGGAUUUUAGCUUAGAAAAGUUCGCUACUGAUGUAAAAGUUUCAUGUGGUGCAGGAAGCAAAUGGUUUGAUAAUGGUAAGAGUAAUUCUGUUUGCUUGUUGGGUUUUUUUUGUGCUACACAACUGUCAUGAUUGAAAUUGUUUUAAUUGAAAUUGUUUUAAAUUUAUUUGAAAUUGGAGGUCUCUUCCAACCUGGUUGAUUCUAUGAUUCUAUAAAUGAAACUUUCAGUCUCCCUUAGAAAUCAAUGACCUUUGAGAAAUUAGCGACCAAACAGAAACAGAAGACAAUUCAAGUUAAGUCUAUUGACAGAAGAGGGGGGAAAAAAUUAAGAGUUCAAACUAUCUCACUAAAGAUGAAAAGCUGGAGGGCAUUGCUGGAUGAAAGAUACUAAGUCAAGGCGGAAUGCGAGAUAAACUUCUUCAUAGUUGACUGUACAUAUCACAACACAGGACCUGUGGAGUUUGCUUCUGAAGAAGUGUUUCACUGACAAUCAGGAAGUGAGCGAGUGAAAGUUCAUAAAGGUUCAGGCACAGAAAGAUGGAGAAACAGUGUAGCAAGAUUUUUGCUUGUUGAACCUUAAGGCAAAAAAGGCAAUGAAAGGCAACUUUGUGGUUUAUGUGCUAGUGUUAUUUGUUAAAGGAAAAUGUGGAGAACCUUGGGGAUAUUCACUACACUGGCAAUAAACUGCUGACUUGUAGAAUGACAUCAUUGUAAGGCACAGAAAAAGAUUAUCAGAUCUCUGCUGCAAGUGCAAAUAAGAGCCAAGGUUUUGACUACCCAAGCAGAUGAAUGUACAAAUGAGAAGCCUUUGGGAAUUUGUGGUGAUACAUCAAAGCUACAGUGGGUAUUGGUUAACUAUUACAAGUAAUUGCAGCCAGUCCUACUCUGAAAUGUAUGGAUAGCUAACUGGGGAAGCAUUAUCAGAACUAAUUGGAAAAUACUUCUUUAAGUAUGUAACGCGUGAUUCCAAAUCUGUUCUCUGAUAAUUUUUUUCUGUGCCAUGCUGAGUGUGGAGCAAGGUAAGCUGUAGUGACUUUGCCAUGUCCAUUAUCUUUUGAUGUAAGCUUGUUAUUUGGUUGGAACAUUUCCUGAAAUUCAAAGUGAUUUUGUGGUUAUCUCUCAGUUGAGAGAUAACUGAACUACUGUAAGCAAUUUUGAAUGUACAAUUUCUGUAGUGCCACUUUAUGAAUAUACUCCUUAUCUUAUCCUAUUUGAAUCCUACUUUUCACUCUAGGAUUUGAGAGAGUUUUAGCAAGGUAGCUACUGUCUGAAUGUUAGUCCUACAUACUGUUUUAACUCAUAAUCUAAUAGUAUGGUAUAUUAUUAGGGAAGAGGUCUUGAGCAAAUGAAGGACUCUCUUGCUCUGUAGGACUUCAGGAGGAACUUGGUUUCAUUUAAGUGAGUUGUUCUUCACUUCUGUUGAUAGCAGAGACAAUACAGAACAGGGUUGGAGGGGCAGUUAUCAGCAAUUGAUAUACUUGCUUUCAAAGGAGAAAAAAUAGUGGACUUUCAUUAUAUAGUGUGUUAGAAACUGUAUUUCCAAAGUCUGUAAAAAAAUGUCUUGCAAAAAUGGAGGGAUAAAGGGAUAAAUUUAAAACCUUUUUUUCCAAGAUUUGAGAUAUUUUUUAGAUUGUAGCAAUGUCAAAAUCUUGUAUUUAACUUUUUUGUUAAAGAAUAAACAAAACCUACACUUAGUCAACUGAAUAUGUUGACAAGAAUAUAUUUAAAGAAUAGAUUGUUCUUCUUGGUACUGUAGCUGAAGGCUCAUAGCCUUCCAUUAAAAUUGUUGGGUUUGCCAGUAAUUUCAUGUCUGUUGCGGGAACCAUGGUGCCUUAAGCUGGUUGUCUGAAUCAUACUUUUCUGUAUCCGCUAAUAGACACUACUAUCAAGAUGCAUUUCACUGCUUGGUUAUAGAACCACUGUGCUAAUCUUGAUAGAGGACAAUCGUACAGGGAAAACUUGAAAAACUGUUAAUUUGCUCUUAAAUCUUAGUUGAGGUGUGAUGUAGGGAUACACUGAUCUAAAACUCUCAUGUGUUUGUCUUCAAAUCAGAAAAAGUUACUAUGUUAAUUUGACUGAGCUUACCUGUAUACGUUAUUUAAGCAAAAAUACAGAAACUGUUUAAGCUCAGUACGUAAUUCUUAGCACAAUACAGAUUUUAUGAAGGGUUACAUUUUUGUAUUAUGUACAAAUAACUGUAUUUAUUUUGGUUGAUGUUGCUGCACUCUGCCAUUAAUAAAGGAACU